Messenger RNA from Boleophthalmus pectinirostris (great blue-spotted mudskipper), 4421 nucleotides. RefSeq names its product caveolin 1 (gene cav1). Gene Ontology annotation, biological process: negative regulation of protein tyrosine kinase activity; negative regulation of endothelial cell proliferation; caveola assembly. Gene Ontology annotation, cellular component: cytoplasmic vesicle; caveola; Golgi apparatus. The coding region runs from base 235 to 777 and encodes 180 amino acids. The record is from RefSeq and is a predicted model, not a curated record. Gene Ontology annotation, molecular function: protein kinase binding; transmembrane transporter binding; molecular adaptor activity. Lineage: Eukaryota; Metazoa; Chordata; Actinopteri; Gobiiformes; Gobiidae. The transcript is spliced from 3 exons.
CACACCGCUCCCUGUACCCGGUCCAAACAACCUCAUCACCCCCGACCUUCACUGCUCUCACACCGGUUCACUCUCCCAAAGCUCCCGGGUCUAGCGCGCUGCUCUAACCCGAGUUUCGCUUCCUGAUUCCCGGCUGACAGAAGAGGAGUUGCCGGUGCCUCCCACUUCGCUCCGAGCGCUUAUCCCGUCUCUUGUCGCCGUGUUUCUCCGCACUAAGCACCGUGGACGGGCAGUAUGACAGGAGGGCUCAAAGAUUCUGAACCCGAGGAGUUUCUGCAUUCGCCGUUCAUCAGAAAACAAGGAAAUAUUUACAAACCCAACAACAAGGACAUGGACAACGAGAGUUUGAACGAGAAGACGAUGGAGGACGUGCACACCAAAGAGAUAGACCUGGUCAACCGGGAUCCGAAGCACGUGAACGACGACGUGGUCAAGGUGGACUUCGAGGACGUGAUAGCAGAGCCCGCCGGCACCUACAGUUUCGACGGCGUGUGGAAGGCCAGCUUCACCACCUUCACCGUGACCAAGUACUGGUGCUACCGCCUGCUCACGGCUCUGGUGGGCAUCCCCCUGGCGCUGGUGUGGGGCAUCUUCUUCGCCAUCCUGUCCUUCAUCCACAUUUGGGCCGUGGUGCCUUGCGUGAAGUCCUACCUGAUCGAGAUCCACUGCGUGAGCCGCGUCUACUCCAUCUGCGUGCACACCUUCUGCGACCCGCUCUUCGAGGCCAUGGGCAAGUGCUUCAGCCAAGUCCGCAUCCGCACCACCAAAGAGAUAUAAGCAGAUCUGAGAAAUAUCUGAAAAUAUCUUUACAAAUACGGGAUACACUUUCGAAUAACUACACUGUAAUUAGCUUUUUAAAUUUUUAUUUUCUUUUAAGUGGGACUAAACACCUAAACGCCUCACAAAACUACAUUUCAAGUACUAUUAGAGCUGAUAAAUUGGGCAGCAGCGUGGGAGUGAUGUCACAUAGUACUUGAAAUUGCAGUACACUCACAUUUAGUCAGUCAUUUUCUUUGCUUUAUUAAGGCUAAUUAAAGUGUAGUUAUUAUAAAGUGUUACCAAAAUAUAAAGGUGCAAUAUGUAACUUUUUCCAUUGGUUUCCAUGGAGAUGUAACUGUUCCACACUAUGGCAUUAAACUUGUCUAUCUCCAUGGAGACAAGCAGGCGACUUCACCAAGCCAAGUUAUAGGUUGGGUCGAGUCUGUGGAAAGUUUUUGAUAUUUGGAGAUAAAAAACAACGCAAAAAUAAAUAAUGCCAAACUGCGGAACAUUUCAGGAAAAGAAAUAACAUCUCUAUGGAUACAAGCAAAGUUACAUAGUUCAUCUUUUAAACUAUAUCUUCAAAGAAUAUGUGAGAUUUUGGGGUUGAAGAUAACGGAGAGAUACAAUUUUGAGUUUUAAUUUUGGAUUUUAUUUUUGGAUUUUAUUUUUGAAUUUUGUUUUUUUGAAUUUUUGUUUUUAUUUUCGGGGCUGCCGUCAGUCCUCUUUGGUGCUUGUUUGGUCUGGAGCUGUCCGUGGAGAGCUGGGUUAACAAAGCCGGGAUUAAACUAACCCUGAGUCCACAAAACGCAAAACAAACCCUGGAUCAGGACUGCCCUGUCUGCCCUGGGGUGACCCGAGUUUAACCCAGAUGCCCUCCCGAAAACUGCUCCCGUCUGCCCUGGCGUGAACUGAGAUUAAACCAGAAGCUCUUCCCGAAAAACGCCGCGUGUCUGCUUUGAGUUUACCCCGAAACUGUCCCUGGAUGUAUACCUGAUGCCCUCCCCAAUCCGCUCCCGUUUGGUCCAGUUUAUAUGCAGAUGCCCCCUCCCCGAAAGCAGCGUCAUCUCUCCAGUUUGAGCACUUAUUUUUAACCCAGAUGCCCUCCCCGAAACUUGUACGGCGCGCCUUCGGUUUCACCCACAACCGCCGCCAAACAAACCCAGAUGCCCUCCCCAAAUCCCAAAUAACAACUCACUGUGCCUUCGAGUUUUGAUCUACGUUUGUGCCAGAUUGUCCUCUUGUCUGCUCUGGUUAGAUCCCUUUUUUUUUUUAACCCAGAUGCCCUCCCCGAACUGUCUCUGCUCUGCUUCUGUCUGACACUGAACUUACGCCGCCCUAUAGCCUGCAUCACCGCUUUACAUUUUUUCAUUUUGGGACCAGAAUAUUUUAAAGAACUAACACAAGAUGAUGUGAAUGGAGAGACUAAAGUGGACCAAUGGACUCCCCGGUUGGACGGUUUUGGGAAUUUUUAAAUAAUUUGAAGUUUGGAUGUUUUCAUUUUUAAUUACCAUGGUAUUUCCUACUUUUGUUUAUUAUACUGUAUGUUCAUGGUGGAGUUUGCAGAUUUGUUGAACUUUUUAUUUUAUGGUUCAUAUCUCUGUCUUGUGUCUUCUCUGCUGGUAUAAAUAAACAAAAGUGAAAUAUUUUGUAGUUAACAGCUUCAGAAAGUGGUACCACAAUUCACAAAAAGUAAAUCUCUCAUAGAGUUUUAUAGAUGUAUGACCUUCCAUCUGAAUUUCUAACAUGAAAUUCCCAAAUUCCAUUGUAAUUUUAAUAUGGAAAACCCAACAAGGAGGGAAAACGUUUCCAUUGUCCAUUGUUUAAAGUCCAUAUUUGUGAAGAGGUUUUUCAAAAUAAAACAUUAAAGGUGCAUUGUGUAACUUCCACUGUGUUUCUGGUGGAAGGUCUGUUGGAGAUGUUAUGGCGAAAUGGAGAUUGCCUGGCAUGUUUCACACCUUGGUAUUAAACCAUAGGAGACCAAAUCAGACCAAGUUACAGGUCAGAUCUGUGGAGAGGCGACACGGCUCACAGUCAGAACGCUUGUUUUUCUAGGUAUUUUUAAGCUAAAACCAAUUGUGAAUAAAUAAAUGAACAUUCCAGGCAGAGAAAUAAUCAUCUCCAUAGAAACAAGCAGGGGGCACAACCAAAAAGUUACACAGUGCAUCUUUAAAGCCAUGCACAGAAAGUGGUACCACAAUUCAAAAACAGUAAUUCUCCCAUAGACCUUCCAUCUGAAAUUCUAACAUCAAAUUCCCCAAUACAAAUCUGUUAUUCCAUUGUAAUUUUAUUAUGGAAAACGUGAUUGACCUUGACACGGAGGAGAAACGUUUCCGUUGUCCAUUGUUUAAAGUCCACAUUUGUGAAUAGGCUUUUCAAAAUAAAACAUUAAAGCUGUAUUGUGUAACCUCCACUGUGUUUCUGGUGGAAGGUCGGUUGGAGAUGUUACGGCGAAAUGGAGAUCGUCUGGAAUGUUUUACGCUACGGUUUUAAGCCUCACUGUCUUCACAGAGACCAAACCAGACCAAUUUACAGGUCAGAUCUGUGGAGAGGCGAUGGAUAUUUGAGCUAAAACCACCUGUGAAUAACUAAAAGAACAUUCCAGGCAAAGAAACGACAUACUCCCAACCAAAAAGUUACACAGUGCAUCUUUAAAGCAAUGCAUAUCAAAGUGAAGUGGUUUUUCAAAAUAAAACUAUCUUAAACCUGCUUAAACACUUAACGCUUAUCUGCACCUGAUCUUUAUUUAACUGCAGCACUUGUUUGACACUGCGCAAUAUAUUUAGUUAAUUCCUGUUUUGGACCAUUUUAGAAUAUAUUAAAAUAAAAUAAAAAAGAGAUUUGUUUUUCCAAGUUUAUUUGCAAUUUUCAACCUUAUAUUAUUUGUUUAAGGUUUUCAUUCCAGUGCAAUAUCUGGAGGAAUAGUUUGGGAUUUUUAAUAGCACUAAUGUCACCUUUGAUUUAGAUAGAAUUCAACUUAAAUACUUAAAAUUGCCUUAAUUUUUUUUUUUUUAAACAAUUGUGUUUAAAGAGGGCAACUAAUGUAAACUUCAAAUAUUCUGGACUAUUUGGGAUUUUAAAACAGCUUUUGUACUAUUUAGGAUUGGGAUUUUUGGUAGAUUAAAGCUGUACUGCGUGACAUUUUGUCUCCAUGGAAACAGUAAAAUGGCAUGCCCACAACACAGCCAAGAGAGGCAGAUCUAUGGAGAGGCAAUAUAAGGAGACUGGUUUAUGUGAUUUUAUUUUUUUUUUACUUUUUACUACUAUAUCUAUUGUCAAUGAAAUGUUACACAGUGUGGCUUUAAAAAUACCAUCAAAAUAGCAAAGAUAAUAAAAGUUGCUUAGUUCCUCUUUAAAAUCAAUUUGGUUUUCGUGCCUUAAAAUCUUCCAUUGUACUUGUGUAGAAAAUGUUGGACUCUUCUCAUGAAAAAUCUCUAUUCCUGGGUUUAGCAUUCAUAAAGUUGUAAUAUUUGAUUCAUUUUUUCUCAUACAUUUUGCAUUUUAAACUCUCUUGCGCUCAGUUCUGGACACUAAAGCCUGCUUCUCUCCACUGCUGUCCAUGUUUUUGUUGAACUGAACUGAAAUGUUUGUAUUUUAUUUUGUGACGAUUUCCUGCUUUUGACUCACGCUGUGCACAUUAAAGUUUGAUUUUGUCACUGGGA